Molecule: messenger RNA, 1053 nt
Organism: Rosa rugosa (rugosa rose)
Lineage: Eukaryota; Viridiplantae; Streptophyta; Magnoliopsida; Rosales; Rosaceae
Product: RNA polymerase II C-terminal domain phosphatase-like 4
Exons: 4
Coding region: 30-614 (194 amino acids)
Molecular function (GO): RNA polymerase II CTD heptapeptide repeat phosphatase activity
Source: RefSeq, a predicted model, not a curated record
CUAUGGGUGAUUGAGCAUAUGCAUUGGAAAUGGCCAAGUUGCUUGAUCCCAAAAAAGAGUACUUUGGUGAUAGGGUGAUAUCACAUGAUGAUGGUACCCAAAAAUAUCCAAAGGGUCUAGAUAUUGUGGUUGGGCAAGAAAGUGCUGUUUUGAUACUGGAUGAUACAGAAAAUGCAUGGAUAAAGCACAAGGACAAUCUAAUUUUGAUGGAAAGAUAUCAUUUCUUUAGAUCUAGUUGUGCCCAAUUUGGGUUCACUUGUGAGUCUCUUUCAGAGUUGAAGAGUGAUGAGAGUGAGCCUGAAGGAGCUCUUGCAAAUGUUCUUGACCUUCUUAAGCGAAUCCACAAGAUUUUCUUCUAUGAAUUGGGAGGCAAUCUUAUAGAUAGAGACGUAAGGCAGGUUCUGAAAACUGUUAGGAAGGAAGUCUUGAAGGGGUGCAAAGUUGUUUUCAGCCGUAUAAUUCCUUCAAAAGUCCAGGCUGAUAAUCAUCACCUGUGGAAGAUGGCGGAGCAGCUGGGAGCCAUAUGUUCAACCGAAGUGGAUUCAUCAGUGACCCAUGUAGUUGCAUUAUGUGGCGAAAGCAACCUGAAGACAAGUUUCCUGUCACUGAAAUGAAAUCGAAAACCCAAAGCCAGUGAUUUGCUAUAUUUUGGAUAUGACUAACCCUGUCCUUGUUGUGGAUAAGUUGAGGUAGAAACUUGGGCGGUAGAUCUUUUCUCACAAAAGUGAGUUUGAUACUUAUUCAAAACUAGAGCACCAGAGAGCAGCUGCUUUUACUCUGAAUUUGUAUAUAGAUACACACAACCCGAUUUGUCUGACAAGAAGAGAAGAUAUGUUAAGGCAGUAGGAGGGUAUGGUGGUGUGCACAUUUUUAGCUACUUUGUUUCUCCGCAGCUGCUGAUCUGUCAUCAUUACAGCUCUUGUAGUUCUAACAGUUCACCGACUCAUGUCUAUAGAUUGUACAAGAAUUACUGAAUCAGUAGCAACACCUUUUUGCUAUCAUAAUAUUGAUUAGAAUAAUAUUUUCUUCAAUUUAAUGGCUGGUUUGUAAACG